Meloidogyne enterolobii is the source of this 2775-nucleotide messenger RNA. The record is from the annotation of a GenBank genome assembly. Lineage: Eukaryota; Metazoa; Nematoda; Chromadorea; Rhabditida; Meloidogynidae.
AUGAUUGCAUUUCUUGAUUGGAUAUCAGCAUUUUUAAAUAGACGUUCAAGAGAACAUAGAUAUGUUGCUUAUGUUUUAAAUAAAGAAAAGGAACAUUUGAAGGAAAUGAUGAGUAAUGAACUUUAUGAUGGUCAAAUUUCUAGUUCUGAUUUGAGGGAACGUUGGGAAUCUCAUAAUAUGCAUAUUGUAUCUAGUGAAGAGGAUAUUAAAAGAUUAGAAAACGAAGCACAUGAUCGUUGGGCAGAAAGAAAUGUUUUUGCCCGAUUUAUAAAUGCUGUAGGAAAUUGUAUAUGUGCACAUACCGAUAUUAUAUGUUAUGCUUUUGCUGUUUUUGUACAUGGAAAAACUGCUGGAUUAUUAACUUUACCAUUACCAGCACUAGUUUUCUUUUGGGGAACUUUGGCAAAUCCUCGUCCUUCAAAAUUUUUUUGGGUUACAAUGAUUAUUUGGACAGAAUUGGUUAUUGUUGUUAAAUUUGCUUUUCAAUUUGGAUUUUGGGAUUGGAAUUCUAUUGCUGAAGAAGCUAAAAAUUCACAUAAAAUAUAUAAAUUACAAUAUAUUUUUGGUGUUCAAAGAGUUGAAUAUUUUGCUGUAACUGAUGUGGCUUUAUUAAUUGCGCUGUUUUUUCAUAGAUAUAUGCUUCGAAAACUUGGAUUAUGGAGAGAUGCAAAUUCCGAUAGACUUUUAGCAUAUACUCCACAAAUAUUAAAUAAUAAUAAUGACAACAAAAAUAAUUUAUCGUCAUCAUCUUCUUCAGAACAACAAAGUCCAAAUAAAAAGAAAGGAAGAACACAAAAUGGUUCUACAGCAACAGAAACUUCAGCAAUUACAACAACUUCUAUAUCUGAUGAUCAAAUUAAUUUAGAAGAGAUUGAUAUUGAAAGCGGACAUAAACCUACAAAUACACCAGCAACGGCAGAACCUGUUUUAACAGAAAAUUCGAAGCCACCCUCACCUCCUUCAAAAAUUGUACAUUUAAGCGUUAUUGGAAAUUUUAUUGAAAAGUUAAUUUAUCCAAAAUUUCGUUAUAUUUGUGAUUUUUAUCCAUUAAUGUUCUUUUUGGAUAUUUUUUGUAUGCUUAUAAUUGCUUUUGGUUAUUCUUCUUUUGGUGAGGGAGGAACUGGGGAUGUUGUUAGUGAUAUUAAGAGUAAUAGAAUACCAAUAACACUUGUAGUUAUAAUUCUUGUCCAAUCUUUAAUGAUUGUUUUGGAUAGAGGACUUUAUUUAAGGAAAGCUGUUGUUGCUAAAUUAAUAUAUCAUUUGCUUACUUUAAUUAUUGUGCAUGUUUGGAUAUUUUUUAUUUUACCUUUAUUUACACAAAAGGAAGCAUAUACAAAUGGAGUAGCAAGAUUUUUAUAUUAUAUCAAAUGCAUUUAUUUUUUAAUUUCUGCUUGGCAAAUAAGAAAUGGUUAUCCUUCUCUUUGUAUUGGAAACUUGCUUACACACUCUUAUGGUUUAAUUAAUAUGACAUGGACGGAUACCUCAAUGCCUAUUUUUGACUUUUUUAAUAUGGAAAAUUUUUAUGCUGUUGUUUACAAUUUAAAAUGUGCUCGUAAAUUUGAAGAAGCAUUUCCUGCACCUCGAGGAGAACCUAAAGGGACUGUUAUUAAGUAUUUAAUGGGCUUACCAUUAAUUUUAAUAAUGAUUUUACUUGUUUGGUCACCAAUUAUUGCGUUUGCAUUAAUCAACACAAUUGGGAAUAUUUCUCCUCCAGAGAGUGCAAUAAUGACUGUUAGCCUUGAAGGAUUUCCUCCACUUUAUAAAAUGGAAGCAAAAGGUUUAGGAUUAAUGGCAAUAACACAGCAAGAAUAUAAUACAUUAAUUAGUAAUUUUUCUGAUAUAAAUGGAAGAGAAUCUGAAUUAAAUACUGAUGUUGUUGAUAGAACAAGAAAAGCAUCUGCUUAUAUUACACAAUAUACAGCUAAAGAUAUUCUGAAAGUCAAAUUUCGUCCAGAAUCUGAAACUUUUUGGCAAAUUUCACCAGUUUCUUUAAUUGCUUUUCGUGACUUUUUACAAAACAACAAUACUGGAAAUCUAGAAUUAUCUUUUAAUUUUGAAUUUAAAAGACCACAAGAAGGAAAAAAAGAGCCACAAAUUCAUAGUUUUACACAAAAGGCAAAAAUACAUGGAAAAGAAUUGUUGGAUGCUAUUGAUAAUCGUUCACAUUGGUUUCAAGUUUUAAAUGCUCUACCAACAUAUUUAGUAAUUCCUAGUGAGGGUGAAGUUCAAAUUGCAAAAUUAUUACAACGUGCUGCUGAACGUAGAAUUAAUUCUGAUUCACCUUCUAAUAUUACAAGAACAUUUAAUCAUUGGAAAAUGAGGCUGGUUGAGACGCCGACUUCCAACUCAACUUAUUGGCUAAGUCAAAUGGAAUUUAAUGAAAAUAUUACAAAACUUACAGCAAUACCUUCCCCAGAAUUGAUUGAAUAUGGAUCGAGAGAUUUAAAUUAUACUGAAUUUUUGGCUUUAGUUGAUAGAGUUUUUCCUUCUUGGUUAAAUAGUUAUGUGCAGGGAGGUAUUAUCUUAAUGUAUGCUGGUAUUGUUCUUUUUGUUGGCCGUUUAAUUCGCGGUUUUGUUUCUUCACAACCUUUGGAUGUAAUUAUCAAUGAAAUUCCAAAUCCUGAUCAUUUAUUAAAAAUUUGUCUCGAUAUUUAUUUGGUCAGGGAAGCUAGGGAUUUUGUUUUGGAGCAGGAUUUAUUUGCAAAAUUAAUUUUCUUGUUCCGUUCACCUCAAACUUUGAUUAGAUGGACAAGAUACAAAACAAAACCCGAGUGA